AUGGCAGCCAAGGGUACCAGAUGCGCGUUGAUGUCCAGCCUCGCAGUUUGCUUUCUUGCCCUGUUAUUUGCCCAGGCUGCUGAAGGGGAAGCCAACACUGGUUUCUGGCUUGACACAAAUCAGGCUGUUGAUCAGCAGCAAAGACCCUGUGAAUAUGGAGACUGCAUGGAGGAAUUGUUCGUUCGAAAGCUGCAGCAAGAUUCCGACUCUGCGCCGGCUUGCACGUGGGUAGCUGGAGAGUGCAGGGUGAACACAUUUGGAAAAGUCCACGACGUCGACACUGCGAACUACAUCCUGGCUUCUGUGGUUUGCAGCAACCACGUGGUGGAUCAAGCUGACUGUCAGUCGAAUCUGCAUUGUUUGUGGUAUGGAUCAGAUUGCAGGCAGGACUACUUGUUCUACCUUCAAGACUGUGUUCAACAAGAGUGGCUCACACUCUACAGGGCCCUCCUGUGCAACCAGUUCACCAACCAGGAGAAAUGCGAGGUCAUAGCAGGGUGCAAUUGGAACAAAGGUGCCGGAAAGUGUACCGAAGAUUUCAAUGAAGUUGCAAAGGACAUCGGAGCCAAUUCCGACCUGAGGGACGCCUUUGAGAAGUUCUCUGAGUGCCAAAGCAAGACCGAGUGCGACGAUUUCUGCACGCCCGGGGAAGGCGGCACGUGCGACUACGUGCCCCUGAGCGACCCCAUCAAUUGGUUCAUCGACCCACCUCCAUCGCAGCAUUGCCAAGUCCAGCUGCAGCUGCACAGAUGCUUUGACUCGAAAUCAUGCGACACCCCCUGCGAGCCCCACGCAGAUGGAACCUGUGGCAUGGAUUUUUACGGAAAGGACGUCAUACGGCUUCUGCACGAAGAUAAUGCCGUGCUCAAGAAGGAAUUGCUUCGCGCUGUCAACAAGUGCCCAAAGCAAAAGUCUGAGUUCGAAUGCGAUGCAUACGGUAAUUAG
Ostreobium quekettii is the source of this 945-nucleotide messenger RNA. Lineage: Eukaryota; Viridiplantae; Chlorophyta; Ulvophyceae; Bryopsidales; Ostreobiaceae. The record is from the annotation of a GenBank genome assembly.